UAAAUCUCGGCUGACAACAAACUGAAAAAUUGAUUUUGUAUGAAGAAGUAUGGAGGAAUAUCCUAGACGUCGUAAACCAAUAUAUAAAAGAGCCCGUAAACUACCCUUUAGCCAUCGAUAUCCAAAAAUAUUCUAUUUCGGUGUGUUAGGAAUUUCAGGUUUGAUUUUCUUUAGUCGACCCAUUUAUGAUAUGAUGUUUAUGCCACCUACAAUAGAUCCAUUGACAUUAGAUCCGGAAACUCGCCAAAAAAUGGUUAGAGAGCGCGGAAGUAAAUUAUCACCAUUAUUAGACUAGCUUUCCAUUGUUUAGAACAUUGUAGUUUUUACAAGUUACACUGUAGAACUAUCUAUAAAUACAUAUUUUGAUCUUUUAUUGACUAAUGUUAACUUUUGGCAUUUUUUUUUUACUAAUCCUUAGUUUCUGAUACAAAGGAAUUUUUGAAGUUAUGAGCAAUUAGAUAUAUUUAAGUGUCAUUAUAUGAAUAAAUUAAAAAUGUUACAAGUACAAGAUUCACCUAAUUUAACUGACUUAUCUCAUGAGUUAUUGUGUCAAAUUAUAAAAUAUCUCCCUCUAAAAGAAGUUCUAGCAUUGUCUACAUUAUGCAAAAAGUUGUCAGCUGCAGUAGGCAUGCAUCUUUGUUUAUGCAAAAGUAUUGAUUUUUGCCAAGAUAAAAUAUAUGGCUACAUGCCUGCAUCUAUCACUGAUGAUCACAUGCAUUCUUUGUUGAAAAAGUGUCCACAUUUAGAGACAGUAUAUGGACUGCAUCCAUUAAAAGUAGAAAGACGUCGGUUGCGGAAAAGAUCUGCACUCACUGUACCAGGAAUUAUUGAAGCAUUAUGUCUGUGUUACAACUUGAAAGCGAUAGAAACAUGUGAUUUGAAAUUACUUGAAGCAGUAAUGCAAGUUCUUCCUCAGCUUGAAAUCAUUGGAAAUUUCCGGAAUAGAGAUGGAGUAUUUCCUCCUCAUGCAUCUCAAAGACUGAAAUUACAACCUUAUCCCAGAAUUUCAUCUCUGCAUUUGAUUGGAGUUGAGGUUCCAGAACUGACAGCCAUGCCUCAUUUGCAACAUCUUCAUUUGCAGUGUGUUCGUUUUACAAAGCUUCAGCCAUUUAGGGCGUUUUUAGCUCAAAAUCUGAAAACUUUCGUGAUGAAACAUUGCAUGGGUCCUUCUGUAUCUUUAAGGUAUUUAUCCUUAAUUAUUGCCUUAAGUUCUUCACCUUCGCUAAACCGCUUAGAACUUGUACGUGUGCCUUUACCCGGAGGAUUAUUUCAGCGUGCGGUUGAAGAUUCCUACAGGCAUAAUGGAUUCGUUAAUUUAAAAACUCUUAUAAUUGCUGGUUGCAAGGGUGUUUUGGAGUCUGACUUAGGCCAUCUGAUGAUUGUUGCCAGUAAAAAUUUGGAAAGUCUUUCUAUACAGCCUUCUCUUACUAAAGAUAGCUUAUUUGUAUCAUUGUCUUUUGCACAGUGUGAAUUUCCUAAACUGAAGAAUUUGCAUUUGGGCUAUGUAGAUAAAUUAAACUCAUCAGGGGAAUGGUCAAAUGAUGUUUUGUUGACUCUGGGAUUAGCUGAAGUGCCAGAUACUCCUUCUUCUUUAACUGACAGUGGUAUGAGAGUAAUAAGUGAACUGUUCCCCCGUAUUAAAACUAUGUCUGUCAGUAACUGCCCUCAUCUUAUGGCUAUGGAUCAGUGGUCUCCUGUGGACGGUGUGCAAGCAUGGAAAGAGUUGACUGAUUUAACACUUCAAAAAUGUCAUUGUUUACAGCUGCCUUCAUUUGCCUUGUUCUUAGCACUUUUGCCCAAAAUAGAAGUUGUGAUUCUAAAUGAUAUGUUCAGAGAGCCACCCAAGGGUUGUAGUCAUGUCGGCUUGAGUGCAGGUACUGGUCUUGGUAUGUCAUCAGCUGUAGUUAGUAACCAAGAUGAACAUAUUGCUGUCCAAGGUCAUCAACAGGAUUUUGAACCUCAAGGUGACGAGCAGGUGCUAGAGAAUGAUGAGAUUGAUCGAGAUUAUGUAGAAGCAGAUAAUGAAAUUCGUCCUGAGCCACAUUUGAUGGUUUUGCCGCAAGAUUUCUUUGAUGAACAGAAUAAUGUUGUUCAUGUGCCUGUUGAAAUCAGAGAAAAUGUAAAUGAUGAAAUCAAUGUAGCUGAUGAUAAUGGAAAUAAUUUAAACCCAGUUCAGGCACCUGCUGGCAGUGUUAAUUAUAAUGAUCAUCAGGUUCAAGAAGAAACUACUGAUGAUGAUUCAGAAACUGAUGAUGAUGAUGAUGAUGGCACAGUUGCUUCUCCUUCAGUAACUCCAAAUGAAGCAAGCAGUGCUUUUAUUAAACAAGAAAUUGAAGAUGAAGAUGAUUAUGCCUCAUCUUCAAGGGAAAUAAUGCAAAAUGUCAGUAGAAUCAAAAGAGAAAUUACAGAGUAUGAUUAUUUACAACCUUCAACAUCAUCACAAAAUCCUUGUUGUGUUAAAAUAGAAAAUAAAAAAGAUGAAUGCAAGAAAAUAUCUGAAAUGCCUGGUACAAAUUUAAACAAUUCCAAGCAAAGUAAAUAUGAAAAGGAAAUAAAUGAUUUGUCAGAAGAAACAGCCAGAUCGCAUCACCCUUCAUCUUCAGCAUUAAAUGUUGAUUCAGUAGAUUCUAGUAAUAAUAUGCCCAGUUGUUCAAAAACUUCCAAGAAGACUAAUAAAGUUUGUAAUAUGGAUUUUAGGAAUGAUAGAGAUGGAACUUGUGUAAAUGAUUGUGCUUGUUUAAAAGCAGUACAUAGUAUUUCUGAUUCAAAAAGGUAUGCUAAUUUUGAUCCUCAGCAGCCAUCAACUUCAAAAGUUGUUGAUUGUCCUGAAUAUUAUAAUGCAGAUUUAACAUUAGCAUCUAGAAAGAAUGUGGCUACUCAGUCAGAUUUAGAAGAUGCAUCAGCUGUUAAUUGUUCGGAAUUUUCUAAUGCAGAUUUAAUGUUAGAUGCUAGAAAGAGCGUGGCUACUCAGUCAGAUUUUGCAAGUGUAUCUGUGACUGGAAAAAGAAAAAUGCAUGAAGAAAAAGUAAAAAAUUCUAAAAAAAAGAGAAAAUGCAAUAAAGAAGAGUUUAGUGAAAGCAACCAAAUAUCAUCCAAUUCAAUUUGUAAGAAUAAAAGAAAAAAUCAAAAGGAAACAUUCAAUAAUAAUCCUGAAGAUUUCCUCCAUUUCAGAGGUCCUUUAACAAGGCAGCGUAGAAAAAUGCUUGCUGCAUAUAUAAAAAAAGAAUCAGUAACUUGUGCUAUAGAAAAUCAGAAAAACGAGAAAAGAGCAUGUGCAACUCAAGUCCAGAUGAAUUCUGGACAGUGUAGAAUAUGUCUAAAUGGUGACUGUUGCAGAAAAAAAAAUGCAGUUUCAAGUGGUGCAGGCAGCCAGAAUGGAUUAAGAGAGACUCGGUGCACAUGUAAGCAUUCUUUCCAAAAUAAGCUGGUUAGGAAUCGACGAUGUUCCUCCAAACAUAAUAGUUCUUGUGCCUUGAAAACACCAUGUAAAACAAAGACUUCAGACAAUAAAUCAUGUUCAUCAAAGCGAAAUAAAUCUAGUCAUACAAAUUCUUAUGAUAGUGGUAUGCACUUGCAGUCUUCUGAAAGGCAUAAUUCAUUCACUGUAAAAAAAACAAAUUUUGAAGCAAAUAAAACUGAAGAAAAUAUAGCUAUCAAAAAGUGUAGAUUUUCUCAUGGAUCUGAGUUAGCACAUCAUGUACCAUGUGUUAAAAAGAAAAAAGGUAAAGUUGUGUGUAAUCAUACUCAGGAAUAUGUUACCAGCCAAGGAACUCAAGCCACUAGUGCCGAUAUCCGUCGUACUUUAAGGAGGUUUAGAACAUCUAAAGUGCGUACAGUGAAACUUUCAUCCAAAGCACCUGGGUUUUUAGACACAUUUUCAGUUUCUGCCACAAAACAGUACAAAAGAUGUAAGUUACCCAAAUCUAAAGAUAUGCAGAAUAAAGCUACUAGCACCAGUGAUCCUUUGAUGGAAGAUGAUGCUGUUCAGACACUACGAUUAGUAUCUGAAACACUGAUUAGCCUGACUAUUGUAUCCUGUGGAAUAUCACAUAUUGUCAUUGACCAUUGUCUAAGAAUGACACAUGUUGAAGUUCAGGCCUGCCGUAUUCUGAAAAAGUUUCAACUUAAUUACUGCCCACGUGUAAAAAGAGUGAACAUCAGCCAGUGUCCUAAAUUGGCUGCAGAAACCUUCUUUCCAGAAAUUAUAUCACUUUCAACAGUUAAUAGUCUACUGGUGUCUUUUGAACCAUGUAUGCAGAGUUAUCAUCCAAUUGAUGGUGAAAGAAUGAUAUUUUCCAAAGCAACUCCAGAUCAAAGCAUAGUUGUUUUUCAUGAUUACACAGAUAAUUCUCAUGAAAUCGUUCAAGCUGUUUUUAAGGAAAGCUUAUUAGGAUGGAUGGAAUUGGUGCAAAGAAUAUAUUUGUCUUUGAACCUUCUGAGAACAAAGAAAAUUGAAAACAAAUCAAUUGCAGAAAAUUCCAGGAAGGCACGCUACCCAUGGGGCCACGAUCUGAGAAGAAUUCAUGGAUUUUACAUGUUCCCACCUGCUCCUAAUCCAUGUGCAACAGAAUGGAAAUAUGAAAUGCUGACCAAUAAUCAUGUAUUUGCUAGAGCAUUUGAGUUUUUGCCUUGGGAUAAAGGUGUUCCAAGAGCAGAAUUCUGUGGAAAUUACCAUAAACUGCCUAUAUAUCCAUUCAUAUUGUAUGAAGUAGCUGAAAGAACUGUACAGAUGCCAAAAACAUUGACAACAUUUUAUAUUCCUAUCACUGAGAGUAAUUAAAGAGUUUUAAAAUAAUCA
Stegodyphus dumicola is the source of this 4798-nucleotide messenger RNA. RefSeq lists its product as uncharacterized. NCBI's taxonomy places the organism in Eukaryota, Metazoa, Arthropoda, Arachnida, Araneae, Eresidae. Gene Ontology annotation, cellular component: nucleus; cytoplasm. Gene Ontology annotation, biological process: protein K48-linked ubiquitination; SCF-dependent proteasomal ubiquitin-dependent protein catabolic process. The record is from RefSeq and is a predicted model, not a curated record. Gene Ontology annotation, molecular function: protein binding.